AUGAAUGCCGUGAUUUUCCGAACCGGAUCCAGAUCGGUUCCGGUCCAGACCGGAUUUGCGUCCGGUUUGCCUCGGAACCCAGUUUCUUUGUCUGUUCAAGAUUUCUCCUCCAGUAUGCAUUCCGAGGAAAGUAAUGGUGGUUUCUCGUCCCCGACAAUAUCCCUGCAUAUAUAUGGAGGCCGCCGCGGAAUUCGCAGGUGCUCUUCGGAAUCUGAUGUCAUCCGAUUGGAAGUGAAACGUUUGAACAAGCUCGGAUCAAGAACGUUUCAGGCGAGGAUCCGGGAGGAGGAGAACGACGAUGCUGUUGUACUGAAAGGGAUGCCAUUGUUGACUUUAACGGAGGAGGGUCUGCGGGGAUACGCCGGGAACCGGCCGGAAAGUGGGAUUUCGUCGGAGAAAUUGGGGAUUUCCGGAGGCGGGAUCAAUAAGAACCGGAAUUCUGGCGGCGGCAGUAGUGGAGGGAAAGGAGACAGCGGAGAUCGGAGCAAGAUUGGAGCUUAUUAUCAAGAAAUGCUGAAGACAAAUCCCACAGACUCUUUGCUGCUGAGAAACUACGGCAAAUACUUGCACGAGGUGGAGAGAGAUACAGUGAAAGCAGAAGAGUAUUACGGAAGAGCAAUUUUGGCAAGUCCAAGUGCUGGAGAUGGAGAAGUUUUCUCGCUAUACGGGAAGUUAAUAUGGGAGACAGAGAGAGAUAAAAACAGAGCCAAAUCCUAUUUCAAUCAAGCCCUUUAUGUCUCUCCAGACGAUUGUUCGGUGUUGGGAUCGUAUGCCCACUUUAUGUGGGAAGCCGACGAGGAGGAGGAGGAAGAAGAAAUGCCGAUUUCAACAAUGGCGGAAGCUUACUAA
This is a messenger RNA of Fraxinus pennsylvanica, 849 nucleotides long. Lineage: Eukaryota; Viridiplantae; Streptophyta; Magnoliopsida; Lamiales; Oleaceae. The record is from the annotation of a GenBank genome assembly.